AUGGCUGCUCCAUUUGCUCGCCUGGCGGGCAAUGCGCCCAAAAGGCUUUGUCUCCGCUCCUCCACCUUGAACAGACACACUGCUAUCUCCAGACGUUCGAUAGCUACCUCCCUCCCUCGCCGAGCGGCCGAGCCCACCAGCUACCAGGCGACGAGACUCGUCCCGACCGACCCGACCUUCACACACCUCGCAAACAAGGAAGGCAGACCUGACACCGAGUAUGCCGCAGGCCUGGAAUCCGAAGACGAAGGGGUCGGCCGCAAGGUCCGCCAUUACACUGUCAACUUUGGUCCCCAGCAUCCUGCUGCUCACGGUGUGCUUCGGUUGAUUCUGGAACUCAAUGGCGAAGAGAUUGUCCGCUCUGAUCCUCAUGUUGGAUUGCUGCACCGUGGUACCGAGAAGUUGAUUGAGUACAAGACCUACAUGCAGGCUCUGCCUUACUUUGACCGGUUGGACUAUGUGUCUAUGAUGACGAACGAGCAGUGCUUCUCGCUGGCUGUCGAGAAGCUGUUGAACGUUGAGCUUCCUGAGAGAGCCAAGUGGAUUCGGACGAUGUUUGGAGAAAUCACCCGUAUCCUUAACCAUCUCAUGUCUGUUCUUUCCCACGCAAUGGAUGUUGGUGCUUUGACACCUUUCUUGUGGGGUUUCGAAGAGCGUGAGAAGCUCAUGGAAUUCUAUGAGCGUGUGUCCGGUGCCCGUCUUCACGCCGCCUACGUCCGCCCUGGUGGUGUUUCGCAAGAUAUCCCCGUCGGUCUCUUGGACGACAUUUAUCAAUGGGCUACCCAGUUUGGUGACCGUAUCGAUGAGACCGAGGAACUUCUCACAGACAACCGUAUCUGGAAGGCCAGAACCCAGGGUGUUGGUGUUGUCAACGCUACGGACGCAUUGAACAUGAGUUUCACUGGUGUUAUGCUCCGUGGUUCUGGUGUGCCAUUUGAUAUCCGCAAGUCCCAGCCUUACGAUGCUUACGACCAGGUCGAGUUCGACGUUCCCGUUGGUGUCAACGGUGACUGCUACGACCGUUACCUUUGCCGUAUGGAGGAGUUCCGUCAAUCCCUCCGCAUCAUCCACCAGUGCUUGAACAAGAUGCCCCCUGGCCCCGUCAAGGUCGAGGACUACAAGGUCUCGCCUCCUCCCCGUGCUGCCAUGAAGGAGAACAUGGAGGCUUUGAUUCACCACUUCCUUCUGUACACCAAGGGUUACUCUGUGCCCCCUGGUGAGACCUAUUCUGCCAUUGAGGCUCCUAAAGGUGAGAUGGCCGUGUACCUGGUCAGUGACGGUAGCGAGAGACCCUACCGGUGCAAGAUCCGUGCUCCUGGAUUUGCCCACUUGGGUGGAUUUGACCAGGUUUCCCGUGGUCACUUGCUGGCCGAUGCUGUGGCUAUCAUUGGUACUAUGGAUCUUGUGUUCGGUGAAGUCGACCGGUAG
Aspergillus ruber CBS 135680 is the source of this 1428-nucleotide messenger RNA. Its product is annotated as NADH-quinone oxidoreductase subunit D. The transcript has 3 exons. Bases 1 to 1428 code for a protein of 475 amino acids. Gene Ontology annotation, biological process: mitochondrial electron transport, NADH to ubiquinone. The record is from RefSeq and is a predicted model, not a curated record. Gene Ontology annotation, molecular function: NAD binding; quinone binding; NADH dehydrogenase (ubiquinone) activity. Lineage: Eukaryota; Fungi; Ascomycota; Eurotiomycetes; Eurotiales; Aspergillaceae.